AUGCCCGACUUUCUUGAGAUACCACCCGGCUCCUUUCGUACAGGCGGCUACCAGACACCGCGGCGAUGCGCUUCAGGAACGAGCUACACCAGCUGGAUCUCCUCGCUCGCCCAUCCCUCCGCGCCAGAUACGCCCGUCCCCGUCCCGUUCGACCUGGGCACACCCGACUCCGACUCAAGCGCGGGGACGAUCAAGCUGAGCCACGCGCCGCCACACCUCGACGAGCGCGAUCCCGAGACGGCGAGCAGCGAGACGGAGGUGAUGACGGAGGGCUCGGAGAAGGAGGACGCCGAGACGAGCGCGUACGGCUUCAAGAUGAGCACGGUCGAGGAGGUGUCCGAGCGCCCCACGUCGCCGCCGGCGCCGUCAGGCGCGCUGCGCGGCAAGGCGCGGAGCCUCGUCGGCGGGCUCGUGAGCAGCAUCCGAAGCCUCCCGCGCGCGGUGACGCACAGCCAGGUAUACGACCGGCGCAGCGGCGCGACGACGACCGCAACGUCAUCGUACGGCGUCACGAGCCCCGCGACGACGGUCACGAGCAUGCCCGGCGACGCGCACGACGGCACGCUGUUGCUCGGCGGGCCUAACAAGUUCGCGCCCGCGCCGUACCCGUUGCCGUUCCUCUUCGCGCCGCCGUACGCACAUCCCCACCAACACCAACACCACCAUCCUCUGCACGCGCACCAAAUGCACGACGUGCACUCGCCGCUCAGCGGAGGGAGCCACGCGCGGACGUCGAAGCUCGAGACGUUGUCCGACGUGUCGUACGGCGACGGCGCCGGCGCUGCGGUGCCGGGAACGCCGCGGGGGCAGCGGCUCGGCGGGCUCGUGCGCGAGCUGACGGCACUGCCGUGGAUCUCGACGCGCGUCGCAGUCGACUACUUCCCGGGGGAGAGCCGCGCGCGGCGGGGCGGAGGCGCGGGAGGCGCGCUCGGGGGCGGGCCGGCAAAGACGUCGAGCUCGUGGUACACGCUGACGGCGCCGGCGACGCCGUCUGAUAUCUCGCAACCGGGGCGGCUCGUGCCCGAACCGUGGUUCCCGCCGGCGCGGCUGAGCCCUGCGCUCGAGGUGCCUGGCGAGGAGGACGAAGAGGGCGGCGCGGCAGAGGAAGGCGGGUCCGGCGCCGGGGGCGCCGCCGAGACGCGCGCCGAGAAGCUGCGCGAGGAGCUCCGGGAGAAGACGCAGCAGCUGACGGACCUCCGGCAGGUCGUCGAGCACCAGAAGGUGCACAUCGGGGAGCUCGAGCGUGAGCUCAAGCAGCUGCGCAGGGAGAAGGAAGACAGCUUGCAACGGCGCAAGAGCAGCAUGCGCCAGAGCAUGCGCCAGAGCAGCAUCCGGGCGUCGAUGCGCAGGACGUCCGUCCGAGUCUCGAGGCCUGUGUCUGCCUUCGGUGACUGA
Molecule: messenger RNA, 1395 nt
Organism: Phanerochaete carnosa HHB-10118-sp
Lineage: Eukaryota; Fungi; Basidiomycota; Agaricomycetes; Polyporales; Phanerochaetaceae
Exons: 1
Coding region: 1-1395 (464 amino acids)
Source: RefSeq, a predicted model, not a curated record